Capronia coronata CBS 617.96 is the source of this 1314-nucleotide messenger RNA. Its product is annotated as N-acetylglucosamine-6-phosphate deacetylase. The record is from RefSeq and is a predicted model, not a curated record. The coding region runs from base 1 to 1314 and encodes 437 amino acids. Gene Ontology annotation, molecular function: N-acetylglucosamine-6-phosphate deacetylase activity. Gene Ontology annotation, biological process: N-acetylglucosamine catabolic process. The transcript has 2 exons. NCBI's taxonomy places the organism in Eukaryota, Fungi, Ascomycota, Eurotiomycetes, Chaetothyriales, Herpotrichiellaceae.
AUGUCCUUGUCAGGUGGCGCUGCUGCCGGCAUCUUCGAGGGUGCAUUCACCAGUCCAGAACUAAUCCGACUGACAAACGGGCGACUGGUGGUCGGUGACAAUCUGGUAGAGGGCGAAGAUCUCUGGAUCUGCUCGAGAACGGGGAAAAUUGUGGACGGCCGCGAUAUAUUCUUCAACUCCCGCACAGUUGCCGGAACCGUCAUUGAUCUCCAGAACAAAAUAGUGGCACCAGGGCUAAUCGACGUCCAACUUAACGGAUCAUUCAACUUCGAUUUCUCCAACCCCAAAUCACUCGAGUCUUACGCGGACGACCUGGUUCGCGUGAACAAGAGCCUUAUCACACUUGGCGUCACGUCCUACCUGCCCACGCUGACCACGUCAGCAAGUCAGACGUACCAUGACGUGCUACGGUUUCUCGGUCCCUCUGGAGUUGAUAGAGAUGCCCAUGCAGGCGCAGAAUCGCUAGGUGCGCACUGUGAAGGACCCUUCAUGAGCACGAGCAAGAAUGGCAUUCACAAUCCUGAACUGCUGCAAUCCGCAGCAAAAGGCUGGUCGGAUAUCGAAGCAUGCUAUGGUCGUGAGAAUUUGGAUGGUGGGCGUGUGAAGAUGAUCACCGCCGCACCGGAGGUCGGACUUGUCAGGGACACCAUUUCCGAGGUGGCGAAGCGAGGAAUUGUCUUUUCGAUAGGGCACACCAACGCAACGUACACAGAUGCCUGCGAUGCUGUUUCGAGGGGUGCUACGAUGAUCACGCACAUGUUCAAUGCCAUGAGCCCGCUUCAUCACCGCAACCCGGGCGUCGUGGGUUUGUUGAACGGUUGUGAGGGACUUGAGCGACCAUACUACGGCAUAAUCUGCGACGGCAUCCACUUACACCCGAUGACCAUCAGAUUCGCCUUCACCGCCCAUCCGGAGGGCUGCAUUCUGGUCACGGACGCCAUGCACUUGGCAGGCAUGGAGGAUGGGGUGUACGAUUGGACAGAGGGCGACCGGAUCGUGAAAAAGGGGCCACGUCUCACUCUGGAGCAUGCACCGGAAAAGAUCGCAGGAAGUUCGGUGACCCUCCUCGAGUGUCUCAAUAAUUUCAUCAAGUGGACUGGUACAUCCGUAGCGCAGGCCAUCAGCUCAGUGACAGAGAAACCUGCGAAAAUGCUUGGACUUUAUCCUAAAAAAGGAUCGCUCAUACCUGGAGCCGAUGCGGACUUGGUUAUACUUGAUGAAGUGCUGUCUGGAAGUGGCGACAAGUCGCUAUAUGUUGAUCGUGUCUUCAAGUUUGGUCAAAUUGUCGUUCCACAGUUACACAACAAAGCGUGA